GGUUCUGUUGAAACCCAGGAAAAAAAACAAAGACAAAAACUUUCAGCUUCUUUGGAACAAAUUUAAAAAGUUUUCGGGGUUUUUUUUUUCUGUGGAAGUGGUCGAAUGAUGAGGUGGGGAAAAAAGAAACCUGCUUCAUCUGCCUCUUCUUCAGGAUUGUCCCGUGCUGUACCUGUUUCUUGGAUUUCCAAGUUCAGUGGAAUGAGCAUUGCUGGUUCUGACUCGAAACCUGCAAGGGAAAAGAAGCAAGAUGGAUCUUGGAAGAAUAUGUCUUCAGGUUCUUCGUUAAGUUGUACUAGACAUCAAAAUGAUAGGUGUACCCAUAAGGGUGGUAAUGGCUUGCAUAGAUUACCUGCAGGGAGAGACACUGCUGCAACAAUGUCAGGAGGGAACGAGGCAGUUGGUGAAUUAGAUUUCCCCGUCACAAGCUCUCGGACCUGUAAAACAAGUGCAAUUACAUCAAAUAAAGUAGAGCCUGGUAAGAAGCUUGAAGAUAUGAUGAACAACGUGCAGAAGAUAAGAAGAGAAAUCCAGAGGGAGACAGAUGGAUUUCCUGAUAUUGAUGCAAGGGAAAGUAGAAGAAGAAAGAACAGAGAUAAGCAGAAAGGGGAGAGGCGUGACCAAAUGCUUCUCGAGCAGAAGCAACAGAGGUCAGAAAGGAAGGAAAAAGAUGUUGACAUGAAGGCCAAGAAAUCAGCGAGAAGAACAGGUUCAGGCAUUGGAGGAAACCUUGAGUUCCUAGAAGCUGGUUGGAAUCGACAAGUCCAUGGCCCCUCCAUGAAUGCAGGAACUGACAGCAGAGCUGCACUUACAGAAGAUUCAUUGUUUGUCUCUCAUAAUCUUCAAAAACCUGCUCAUCAAUGGCAAAAGCUCAAAGAAACAAAACUAAAAGAGGUGAAGCUGAAAGCUGAGAAACAGAGAAAAUCUCUGUAUAUAAGAAGAGAGCUAACCAGAGUAGGAACAAAAGAAAACAGCAGACUUAGAGUUUUUUCCCCGAGACCAUCCCCCAGAUCUGAAAAAUGCAGAGUUAAAGCCAUUGAAGACUUGAAGAAGGCUAAACUUAGAGCAAUUGAGCACAGGGAUUAUUUUAUUUUUUUAGUUUUCGAAACGUGUUCACAUUUUCUCCGCAUGUUGCAUCGAUUUGAGAUUUUCUUGUGUGACUUGUAUGUAUACACCGAUCCUCAAAAGGACUUCAGAGAUUCAAUGAUCGAGAUGAUAAUGGCGAAUGGUAUCAGCCGACCAGAGGAACUCAAAGAGCUUCUGGUCUGUUAUCUAACACUAAAUAGUGAUGAAUACCAUGACAUGAUCAUCAAAGUGUUCCGAGAGGUAUGGAGCGAACUGAAACAUCAACCUUUUCAUGAAGAUGUGCGGAGUAAACAAGUUCUUCACAGUUCUUUCGCACAAGAAUUGGACACUGAAUAACUUAAUUUAGGCUCCUAUGAUGUAACUCUUUACUCUUCUAAUUUUAUGCUUCCUUGUUUUGCUUAUAAAGUUUAUAUCAAUGCCUCACGAGAAAGCAAUUUGUACA
This is a messenger RNA of Tarenaya hassleriana, 1528 nucleotides long. Its product is annotated as transcription repressor OFP5. Gene Ontology annotation, biological process: negative regulation of DNA-templated transcription. NCBI's taxonomy places the organism in Eukaryota, Viridiplantae, Streptophyta, Magnoliopsida, Brassicales, Cleomaceae. The record is from RefSeq and is a predicted model, not a curated record.